Colletotrichum orchidophilum is the source of this 426-nucleotide messenger RNA. RefSeq lists its product as uncharacterized. The coding region runs from base 1 to 426 and encodes 141 amino acids. NCBI's taxonomy places the organism in Eukaryota, Fungi, Ascomycota, Sordariomycetes, Glomerellales, Glomerellaceae. The record is from RefSeq and is a predicted model, not a curated record. The transcript is spliced from 2 exons.
AUGGAGCCGCUCGCCAUCUUCGGAACUUAUGACGAGACGCUGCUCGUUUGUCUUGCUCCAUUCAGCUCGCCGCUCCUCAGGCUGCUGGUUCCGUCGUCUCUGACGCUCUGUACGGCCCGGCUCAUCUCGCCAGAUGAUUUCUCCAACUCUCAGACCGUCUCCGCGGCAGUCCCGACAGAGCCCUUGAACAUCAAGGACACCGUUGAUCCAUUGGUGAAUCCAGGUGUUCCGUGGACAGGCUCUGCCUCCGUCCCUGACGCGGCGACAUCUCUCGUCUCGGAAGAAUACGCCCAAGUGCAUGCAUUCGGCCUCGCCGGUGAAGUAAUACUUGCGGCACAUUCUUCUACUAUCGCUCAAGCUCCGACGAAAUACGAUAUGGUUCAAGGUCGCCUAGCCUUUGUCGCUGCGAUCGUGCGUGUAGUUUGA